AUUUUCUCCUCUCUUCACUUCACCCUUUGUACAUCUGAGAGGAUUCGAGAUCCAUUGAUAUUCUAAAUCACUUUGGUCCUUCACCAUUGCAAACAUCCCCAAACCCCCACCCCUCAUAUCCAAAAUGUCUCACCUUCAACCCUCAACCCUAUUCUCCGUCAAAGGCCUAGUCGUAGUCCUAACAGGAGGGGGAAGUGGCCUAGGGCGCAUGAUGGCACAUACCCUCGACGCCAACAAUGCAUCCAAGAUCUUCAUAAUUGGCCGCCGAAUCAAAGCCCUGCAAGAGACCAUCGCCCAGACCCCUAACGCCAACACCGCCAUAAUCCCAAUCCAAGCCGACAUCUCCUCCAAAGAAUCCCUAGAAGCAGCCUACAAAGCCAUCGCCGCCCAAACUGACCACGUCGAUCUCCUCCUCGCCAAUAGCGGCAUCCUCGGCCCCAACGCCAGUCCGCCACCCCCAAACACCGACGGGUCUCUCCCUACCCUCACCCAGGUCCGGGACCGCCUCUGGUCCGUCCCCAUGGAGGACUUCACGAAGGUCCUCGACGUCAAUGUCACCGGCGCGUAUUACACGGUGCUGGCUGUCUUGCCGCUGUUAGAGGCUGCGAAUAAGCAGCGGCCGGUGGCUGUUAAGAAUCAGGUCUCGGCGCCCACGGCGCAGGUUAUUAUUACUACUUCCAUUGCUGGGUUUAAUCGAAAGGUGCCUGUUAGUGCAGCCUAUAAUCUGUCGAAGGCGGCGGCCAAGCAUUUGGUGAAGAUGCUUUCGACGACGUUGGCAUUUUAUGAUAUUCGGGUUAAUGGGAUUGCGCCGGGGAUUUAUUUGUCGGAGAUGUCGGCGCAGAACUUUGAGGAGGGGGAUAAGGGGGUUUCGGAUGGGACGUUUCGGAGGGAGAUGAUUCCUCUCACCAGGGCUGGUGGGGAGGAGGAUAUUGCUGGGCUGCUUCUUUAUAUGGCUAGUGCUGCUGGGGGUUAUUUGAACGGGAAUAUCACUAUUUCUGAUGGUGGGCGGUUGGGUAAUGUCCAGGCGACGUACUAA
Aspergillus alliaceus is the source of this 1036-nucleotide messenger RNA. Its product is annotated as SDR family NAD(P)-dependent oxidoreductase. Lineage: Eukaryota; Fungi; Ascomycota; Eurotiomycetes; Eurotiales; Aspergillaceae. Bases 125 to 1036 code for a protein of 303 amino acids. The transcript has 2 exons. The record is from RefSeq and is a predicted model, not a curated record.